AUGCCCCGCCUGUUUCGACCUUACGAGUCCCCUCUGCCAACGGCAACCAGUGAAAUAUCCGGCCCCGGUGACGAUCUCUCGCAUCAGGCGGCCAAUCCCAAGAUGUUCAUGGACCGACUGGCUUCUCUGCGAAAGCAAAUUGGCCUGGAGAACACUACGUUGAGCCUGUCCGAGGGACUUUCCGAUGACCCCAUGAACAGUGGCGAGGGUCGCGUCUCCGGUGGUGCGGUCGUCAACAAUGCUGUCCUUGAAGCAACUCUGCGGGUGAGUUUGGCCUACUUGCUUUCGCACUUUUACCGUGUUUACAAAACCGCCUUUUCGCUGUCAGUAAAUACUGGCCAGUUGUUGUGA
This is a messenger RNA of Dibothriocephalus latus, 351 nucleotides long. NCBI's taxonomy places the organism in Eukaryota, Metazoa, Platyhelminthes, Cestoda, Diphyllobothriidea, Diphyllobothriidae. The record is from the annotation of a GenBank genome assembly.